AUGGAGUUUUCUGGGGAGAGAAGCUUUGUUGCAGCAGCUGAUCCUAUUGAAAAGGCCGAGUCCUUUUCGCCAGCCAGAGAACAACAAACCAACCACGCCAGUCUGGAUGCUGAGAACAUCGGUAUGGGAAGCGAGCUAAAGAAAAUACCACAUGGGAUUUCGUUGAAACACAACAGUAGGAAGUCUUAUUCUCCUAUUCGUUCCAAUGCUGCGCCCUUUGUUAGGGCCCCACUGACAUGUUCCAGAACUGAUAUUGUUAAUUUACAGAACAUGUCUCCCUUGCGUGCUACGAAGCUCAACCUUUCACCUGACAGAACAGUGGCAGGGGAAAACAUGGGUGAUUUUAUUAAUCAGAAUCAGUUGAAGCGUUCUUCGGCUGGCUUUGAUACCAGCGAAUCAAAGAAAACGCACAUCGAAGAGCCAGAAACGCUAGAUGACGACUUCAUGGCCGAAGCUGCCAUGUCACCUAUCAAGUUUGACUCGAAACUGGACGUGACAGUUGAGUUCAGAGAAAAACUUGAAAUAGAGCUUUUGCAAACGCCAUCGAGACCGACAGAGGCAGUUGCUGUCAGCCCUUCGAGUGACCAGCAUACUAGAAUCCUUGAGGAAGAGUCGAUGGUCAAGGACGUCAAGACGAGUCCACUAGAUAAGGUCAGUCGUUGUUCGAACGAGGGAUUUGAGCAAUCAAGUGAUGAGUCUGAAGAACAGUCAGAAGAUGAAGAGUUUGGUGAUGUUUUGCAUUCUACUGCCAACCGCUCUGUCGAAGACGCUCUGCGCAUGGCCGAGAGCGAUGACGAGGAGACAGAUAUGAACGAGAACAAUGCCAAUGUUAAUGAAGCUGAUGAAAUCAAGCCUGUUCUCGGAUACACGCGCUUUGAAAGUCCAAAUGAGCUUUGGGAAAGUAUUAAUGCGACUGAAGAGAUCAAUUUGGAGGCCCUACCAGACCUGUCAAGGGACAUGGUUUCCAAAAGCUUCAUCGAGGAGAUCAGGUCCAACUUCAUGACAGAACUCAAUAACCUAGAGGAGUCCUCCAGAAAGAAUGCCCACGAACUACAGGAAGCCCAAGUUCACAUCAAAAGUCUGGACGACGACAUUGCAGCAUUGGAAUUACAGAAGCAAGAGCUUCGCGAGAAAAACUCUUCCUAUCUCAUUCAGAUCGGUGUAAUUGAGGCAAAGGUUUCUGCGCUUGAAACGAGCUACACAUCAGAACGCCACACGAAUGCAAAGCUCGAGAAACAACUUGAUACCUACAAGAGAAGAUAUCAGCAAGUUUUUGCGGCCUUCAAAGAUACCACUGAUGUACACAAUGGUGUUGUGGAUAAGCUGGACGCAACUCUCAAACAAAAAGAUGAUCUUUUAGAACAGGUUGCUAGCCUCGAAAAAGCUCUUGGCUCGGUUUCGGACAACCUAAGGUCCCUUCAAGAGCAACACGCUGAGUUGUCCAAAGCGGAACAAUCCCUCAGGGCAGAUCUCGAUAUCAGCAACGCACAACAGCUGCAGGCCCAAGCAGAGCAGCAACUUGCAGAGAAGAGUUUGCAAGAAACACGGGAACAGCUGAGUGCUAAAGUUGAGGAGUUAGUGCUUGUCGAAAAGGACCACGCACUCAUCGAAAAAACACUGCAUCACACAGAGGAGCAAUUGGAAGUAACCAACUCUGAAAUAGCCAAGCUCUACGAAGUCAACAGAGAACAGCUGACCACAAUUGAAUAUCAAGAAACUGAAGCAGCUCGUUUAACUUCUCUUCUUGAUGCCUCAAGUUCUUCAAAAGCAGCGUUGGAGCAGGAAAUCGAUUCUCUGAAGCAAACAGUGGAGAAGUUGCAGAAUGAGAAGGAUUCUUCAUCUAACUCAAUCAUCGAAACGCUGAGCGCCAAGAUUGAAAAAUACGAAGUUGAGCGUUUCUCAUUGGAGGAGACAUGCCUGGACCUUGGCAAGAAAUUAGAGGAGGUCGAAGAAGAGAAGAUCCAAUUACAGAAUUCUGUGGAGGAACUGAAAAACCAGCUCGAAGAAGCUAACUCUUCAAAGACCAACCUUGACUCGGCGUACUCAGCGUUGCUCUCUGAACAGGAGGCUAACCAAGAGGCAUCGACAUCCUUAUCGCUUGAAGUCAAGAACCUCAAGGGCGUUGUGAGUGAGCAAGCUAAAUCAAUCACCUCGUUGAAUGUUGAAAUCAACACCCUAAAGAAUCAGGCCUUAGACCACGAGACCGAGCUUGAAUCAAGUCUCGAGGCUUUGGCACAAGAUCUCUACGUUCAGUAUUCGGAGAAGCACGAGAAGAAGGUCGAAAUUCUCAGAAAAGGCUACGAGACGAAAUGGUCCGGAAAGCUUAAAAAGUCGGAGCAGGAGAAUGAGAAACUUCAAAAUGCCAUUGAGUCCCUCAAGAAACAACUGGCCACAGAGAAAGCAGAAAAGGAGACCCUCAUGAAGGUGUAUGAAGAAUGUAUGGACCAGAAGGACGCGUAA
Kuraishia capsulata CBS 1993 is the source of this 2460-nucleotide messenger RNA. RefSeq lists its product as uncharacterized. The record is from RefSeq and is a predicted model, not a curated record. The transcript has a single exon. NCBI's taxonomy places the organism in Eukaryota, Fungi, Ascomycota, Pichiomycetes, Pichiales, Pichiaceae. The coding region runs from base 1 to 2460 and encodes 819 amino acids.